Molecule: messenger RNA, 2088 nt
Organism: Penicillium samsonianum
Lineage: Eukaryota; Fungi; Ascomycota; Eurotiomycetes; Eurotiales; Aspergillaceae
Exons: 2
Coding region: 1-2088 (695 amino acids)
Biological process (GO): DNA-templated transcription; regulation of DNA-templated transcription
Molecular function (GO): zinc ion binding; DNA binding; DNA-binding transcription factor activity, RNA polymerase II-specific
Source: RefSeq, a predicted model, not a curated record
AUGACCAGGACUCCUAAAUCCCUCGCUAAAGCAUGUCUACCCUGUCGAUCUCGAAAGAUCCGUUGUGACACGAUCCGGCCUCGCUGUUCGACUUGCAAGACCCAAGGCCGGGAAUGUAUAUAUCGGGUGGAGACGCCACGGCAGAGACCGACCCUGGCUGAAAUAGACCGGUUACAACGAGAGAACACAGAACUCAAAUCUUUCAUCAUCAAACUGAAAGGUGAAGAGGGAAACAAACCCAGCCUAGCAGUGGCCGAAGGUCUUGAAUCCAACCAGAAUUCACAUAGCCAGAACCGCCGGCAAAGCCUUGACAGCCUAGCUACCUCUUCGAAUGAAGAAUUUGACGUUGCACCUUUUAUAUCUGUAGAUGAGGCAGGUCAACCUGGCAGUUUUGGCCCUUCAUCUGCCCUGCAUUAUCCGAAUAAAAGCGUAUCAUUGUCCACAGUGCCUUCGGCUCAAUUGUUGAACAGAGAGCACAUGAAAAAUAAGCUUAUAGCUAAUGCAGCCUUACAAAGACAAAAUGAGCGUCUGCUAUUUCAUCUCCCAGACAUUGAUGGCGUGCCUACUGAGCUCGCCCUGCAUCUAUUAGAUGUACACUGGGCUCGGCAACAUCACACCUUUCUUCUAACCUAUCGCCCGGCAAUCAUGCGUGAUCUGCCUAAAGGCGAUGGGCCAAACUGCUCUCGAUUUUUGCUGAAUGCCAUCUUUGCCUGCGCAAGCAAGUUUUCCUCCCGUCUUGACGUACGCGAGGACCCAGGUGAUCCGGCCACGGCAGGCCGGCGGUUCUUUCGCCGCUGUGACGAGCUCCUGGCCCAGGAAUCACAUCUCAUUCGCCCAAGUAUUCCAACAAUAAUAGGUCUUUUGCUUCUUGGGUCUACUUUUAAUGCCCGUGGCGAAACUUCAAAGGGCUGGUUAUACACAGGCUAUGCUCUGCGCAUGGUCUAUGAUCUGGGAUUACAUCUCGACCCCAAGGAGACCAAUGACGACGCUGAAGAAACGGAGAUCCGUCGCCGUGUGUUUUGGGGUGCUUUCGUCUGCGACAAAAUACAAAGUCUCUACCUCGGCCGGCCGGUGGCUAUGAACCUACGCGACUCGCAUGUCAGUCGUGAGUUCCUUGAUACAUUCGAGGAACAUGAGCUGUUCAUACCGGCUCCUGAUUCGAAAUUGCAUACAUCAUCCUCACAACCCCCGAUAUAUUCUAUCUCUACUUUCCAACAGCUCUGUCUUCUAUCUAGGAUCAUGACCAAGAUCACCAAUCACUUCUACACAGUCGGCGGAGUGCGUUCCCCAAGCUCCGCCACCACUAGUCUCCAGCUCGCGGACAAAGCCCUCAAUUCCUGGAAAGAAAACCUACCAACUGAACUAGAAUUCAAGCCAUGGUCACGUUGUGAUGUUCAUCCACAACCCCAUCCAGCUCCCAAUGUAAUGAACCUUCACGGCAUCUACAACUCCCUUAUCAUCCUCCUCCAUCGACCUUUCAUCUCCGACGGCCAUCUACGAUCCAUUACAACGUCAGCUUCAUCAUGGGGCCGCUGCACCACAGCUGCCAAGAGUAUCACGAGUAUCUCGCUGGCAUAUAAAUCCGCAUACGGUCUCCACGGCGCACCCUAUAUUCUCAGCUACGCCAUCUACGUAGCAUGCACAAUCCACGUCCGUAACGCCUUCGCAAAUGCUCACCACAAGGAGCAUAUCUCCCGCUUAGCGGCAGGUCUCGUCUGCCUCGAUGAGAUCUCCGUGGCGAAUCCUGGCGUCUGUAAGCCCGCAAGCAUUAUACGGAAACUGGCUGAGACAAGCAAGCUUGACCUUUCCGUGGGCGAUACAAUGACUCCUGCUUCUCAGGUUGAGAUUGUUUCUCCGGCGGAUGGCUCGAAUGGUGGGUUUGAGCUCGAUGCUAUUGUUGGGAUGUUCCCGAGCAGAUCUUCUGUUUUUGGUAAUGGUGAUGGUAUAGAGUUUCCUACUCCUGGGCAGGAACAUGAUACGGGUUUGUUUGGACUUGAUAUUCCGUAUGAUCCGUUGUUUGGGUUUAUGGAUGCUUCGUUGGAUUGGCCUGGGUCAGAGACGGCUCUUUUGUUUGCUGAGAAUCCAUGA